This is a messenger RNA of Aplosporella prunicola CBS 121167, 1328 nucleotides long. RefSeq lists its product as uncharacterized. The transcript has a single exon. Bases 201 to 1154 code for a protein of 317 amino acids. Gene Ontology annotation, molecular function: 3'-5'-RNA exonuclease activity. NCBI's taxonomy places the organism in Eukaryota, Fungi, Ascomycota, Dothideomycetes, Botryosphaeriales, Aplosporellaceae. The record is from RefSeq and is a predicted model, not a curated record.
CGGGGAAAGACACCUGAAAACAGCAAUCAAUCCUAAGAACCACGUGAAUUCUCCUCCCUUUGUGUACCGUACAGUACCAUUGUUCAUGCCGUCUGCCUAUCCCCCGCAUUCAACCGCGCGCCCAUUGGCAUUGACAACAACAACAACAAUAAUAACAACAACAUCAACACCACAAAAAAGAGCUUGGCAUCAGUGAAACCAUGAAACUCCUCUCCUCCCUGCUCGUCCGUGUCCUCACGCAUAACAUCCGCUUCGCAACCACUAGCCCGGGCACCGGCGAGCAGCCCUGGGCCGUCCGCGCCCCCUACCUCCUCUCCGAGCUGCGCUACCACGCCACGCUCCCCGCCUCCAUCAUCUGCCUGCAAGAAGUCCUGCACAACCAACUGACCGACGUGCUCUCCGGCCUCAACGGCAACAGCAGCGUCAAUGCCACCUUCCCGUCUGGGAACAACCCCAGCCAGGCCCAGCUUCCCCUCCCCUUCCCCAACAACGACGACAAUGCCACCUCCGCGCCAGAAUGGGCCCACAUCGGUGUCGGCCGUGACGACGGCGCCACCGCCGGCGAAUACAGUCCCAUCCUGUACCGACCAGCGGAAUGGCGUCUCUUGACAGGGACGACGUACUGGCUGUCCCCAACGCCGAGCACGCCGUCACGCGGCUGGGAUGCAGUAAGCCCGCGCGUGUGGACCGUCGCGGAGCUGCAGCACCAUUCAACGGGCGUGCAUUUCUUGGUCGUGAACACGCACAUGGACGACCAAGGCGCGGUUUCGCGACGUGAGGGCGCAGCCGUCAUUGCCCACUUUCUGCGCAACUACCGGAACGCCCACCCGGAAACUCCGUUUGUUCUUGCGGGCGACUUUAAUAGCGAUCCCAGAGAUGAGGCCUAUCGCUACUUGGCGGCCAUGCCCGAGCUGCUGCGUGAUGCCUUCGAUGUCGUACCCCCGCCCCGCCGUUAUGGGGAUUAUUAUACCUUCACCGGCUUCAAGGGCAAAGAAAACGAUCUCAAGCGUAUUGAUUUUGCGUGGGUUGGGCUGGGUGGUGGGAAUGGAUCGGAUGUCGGGCGCGUUGAGAACUAUGCAGUGCUGCCGAACCGAUUCGAGAAUCACGUUUAUAGUAGUGACCACAGGGCUGUGGUCGCUGACCUGGUCUUGUAAUUGGUUUGAGGAACGAGUGUUUGGAUGAUGUUACGAUAUUGCGAUUUGGUUGCCGGUAGAAAGUGUCAAACAGUUGAAGCACGCUUUCAGAAAAGAAACAGAAUAAGCAGCACCCGAGGAGUGUAGGAGCCAUAAAGGAUUAUUCUUUACCUACAGAGUAGUUACUGUUGCGAG